AUGUGGAAGCACACUUUUCGGGGCCGAGCACUAGUGUUCGCCGUGACGGCCUGUUCUUGCCAGGCGUUCCUGCUUCUUGGAUAUGACCAAGGUGUGAUGUCAGGCCUGGUUGGGGCUGACAACAGAUUUGGAAGGGAUUUUAACCACCCCGACGCGGACAUGCAGGGGGAUAUCGUGGCUCUAUAUGAUAUCGGCUGCAUUGUAGGGUCCAUUCUUGUCUUCUUUAUCGGUGAAAAAUUCGGCCGUCGUUGGAUGUUGAUGGCUGGUGGCUCUAUCAUGGUCAUUGGUUCGAUCAUCUUGGCAACCUCUACGACUAUCGCUCAGCUCAUUGUUGGGCGAAUUGUAACUGGCAUCAUCAUCGCAGGGAAACGGAAUAAACAGUUCGACAGCACCAGUAUACCAAGCAGAGUGUGCUCCGGCAGACAUCCGAGGAACGCUUCUUACCCUUCAGGGUACAGUCACUAUACUGGGCUUAUGCAUAGCCUGGCUGAUAUCUCAAAGUCGAUUCAAGAAGACCUUCAAGGCGAAAAGGUCACUUGGCGUGACUUUUUCAGCCACGGGAAGCUGCAAAACUGGCGACGGAUGCUGCUCAUUGUCUUCAUUGAGAUCAUGCAGCAAUUUACAGGGUCAAAUAUGAUCAACUACUAUGCGCCAACGGUAUACGAGUCUGCGCUCCACAUGUCACGGAAUAUGUCCAUGAUCUUGUCCGGGUGCACUUCGCUGGCCUACCUCGUGGGCGCAACACUCCCUCUAUUCGUCAUGGAUCGCUUUGGCCGCCGACCACUACUCAUGGUUUCUGGUGCUGGGUUGACCCUAUGCUUUGUUAUGGUCGCGAUUUUACUGUCAUUCGGUCGCGUCCAAACGGCGUAUGGUGCCACAGCUUUCAUUUUCCUAUUUCAAAUAUUCUAUGGCCUAGGCUGGCUCCCGGUGCCUUGGUUUUACCCGUCAGAGAUUAGUACAACCCAUCUACGCAGCAAGAGUGCUGCAAUCAGCUCGGCUGUGAACUGGGCAUCCGUCUUCGUCAUUGUGAAGAUCACUCCAAUUGCGAUUGCAAACAUCAACUGGCGUGUUUUUAUCGUUUUUGCUGUCCUCAAUUUCCUUUGGGUCCCCAUAAUCUACUUUUUCUACCCCGAGACCAAGGGCUUGGAGCUGGAAGACGUCAACCUUCUCUUCGCCAAGGGAGGCUUCACAGGUGGAGUGUUCUCAUCCCGAGGGCGCCCUGUGGUUCCUCAUCAACAUGCUCAGGAGGCCGGAAUCGAGGAGAAGCAACAGACGGGAAUGAUCGAGGAUAUCAGGGGUUCUUAA
This is a messenger RNA of Penicillium argentinense, 1305 nucleotides long. RefSeq lists its product as uncharacterized. The coding region runs from base 1 to 1305 and encodes 434 amino acids. Gene Ontology annotation, molecular function: carbohydrate:proton symporter activity. The record is from RefSeq and is a predicted model, not a curated record. Gene Ontology annotation, biological process: transmembrane transport; carbohydrate transport. Lineage: Eukaryota; Fungi; Ascomycota; Eurotiomycetes; Eurotiales; Aspergillaceae. The transcript has 7 exons. Gene Ontology annotation, cellular component: membrane.